AUGGGGGGGAGGUGCUGGCCGCAGCGGCCCCACCAACCGAAGUUGGGGGGGCACCGAGCACGCGGGGCCUGUGGGGGGGUGUCCGGGUCCUUGGCUUCUGCAGCAUCUAAACAGAGAGAGAUGCUCUUGGAGGAUGUGGGCAGUGAGGAAGAGCCAGAGGAAGAAGACGAGGCACCAUUCCAGGAAAAAGAUUCUGGCAGCGAUGAGGAUUUCCUAAUGGAAGAUGAUGAUGACAGUGACUAUGGAAGUUCAAAAAAGAAAAACAAAAAGAUGGCUAAGAAGUCCAAACCUGAGAGAAAAGAGCAAAAAAUGCUAAAACCCAGACUAAAGGCUACAGUGACGCCAAGUCCAGUAAAAGGCAAAAGAAAGGUGGGCCGCCCCACAGCUUCAAAGGUGUCAAAGGAAAAGACGCCUUCUCCCAAAGAAGAAGAAGAUGAGCUGGAGAGCCCUCUAGGAAAGAAGGCGUCUGCAAGUCCUCCACCCGAGAAGUCUGGAGAUGAAGGGUCUGAAGACGAAGCCCAGUCUGGGGAAGAUUAAAAGUGAUGAUGGUUUGGGGAGAGAUUUUAUUAAAAAAA
Messenger RNA from Jaculus jaculus (lesser Egyptian jerboa), 575 nucleotides. Its product is annotated as nuclear ubiquitous casein and cyclin-dependent kinase substrate 1-like. The transcript has a single exon. Gene Ontology annotation, cellular component: cytoplasm. Gene Ontology annotation, molecular function: single-stranded DNA binding; double-stranded DNA binding. Bases 1 to 537 code for a protein of 178 amino acids. Gene Ontology annotation, biological process: double-strand break repair via homologous recombination; interstrand cross-link repair. Lineage: Eukaryota; Metazoa; Chordata; Mammalia; Rodentia; Dipodidae. The record is from RefSeq and is a predicted model, not a curated record.